Messenger RNA from Protopolystoma xenopodis, 261 nucleotides. The record is from the annotation of a GenBank genome assembly. NCBI's taxonomy places the organism in Eukaryota, Metazoa, Platyhelminthes, Monogenea, Polystomatidea, Polystomatidae.
AUGUUACCUCGCUCUGAAAGCUUUGCCUGUGUUCACCGGAAUCGAAGGAGAUUGCCUCGGAAACAGCGUCAGCAUGAAUGCUCCAAUAAAUCCAAUCGACAGCUGGUCAAGAGGAAUCCGCCGUCGUCUUCUCGUGGAACCGACCUUGGAAUCUCUUCACCCAACACUUCCACUCGAAAUGGAAGUGAGCUGAACAAUUAUGAAACAAAAGAUUCCUCAAAACCCAACUUUUCUUCGUAUACUUUUCUUUUUUCUGUUUAA